GCUUCGACGACGGCGGUAUAUUCCUCUGCCAGUGCGCCGGUGGACGACGACGAGUCGCGAUCAUCCGGCCGGAUACCCCCCUCCCCGAUCGCCGGAUCGGUCGUUACACGUUAUUGUAGGAGUCUCCCGCGGACGGACCUUGCGGCGGACUACUCGCAGCUUGCGUUAACGUAUAAGUAUACGGCGGAGUCACAAAUAUACGCGGGGGAUACGUUUGCGUACGGAGAUAUACGUUGUUGUUGUACGUAUAUAUACACGCGCGGGAGAGAUACUCCACGAGAGAGCCAAGAUGCCGCUCUUCGGGAAGAAGGACACGAACAAGAAGAUCAAGAAGGACGGGAAGGACGACCGAUCGCCCUCCGUCGAGGACAAGUACGUCCUGAAGGAUCUGCUAGGAACGGGAGCAUUCUCUGAAGUGAGGCUGGCGGAAAGUAAAGAGAAGCCAGGUCAAAUGUUUGCCGUAAAGAUCAUCGACAAAAAGGCGCUAAAGGGCAAGGAAGAUUCGCUAGAGAACGAAAUCAAAGUUCUUCGAAGGUUCAGUGAAAGUGCGACACCACAGAGUGGUGGCGGAUCGCUCAAGUCGGAUAGUAGUGGCGAAAAGAGAUGGCUAACCCACCCCAAUAUCGUUCAAUUGCUGGAGACGUUCGAGGACAAGCACAAAGUCUACUUAGUCAUGGAGCUGGUCACUGGCGGUGAGCUAUUCGACAGGAUUGUCGAGAAGGGCUCGUACACAGAGAAGGACGCGUCCGGUUUAAUAAGGCAAGUGCUCGAGGCGGUGGACUACAUGCACGAACAGGGUGUCGUUCACAGAGAUCUCAAACCGGAGAAUCUCCUGUAUUAUAGCCCGGACGAGGACAGCAAGAUCAUGAUCAGCGAUUUCGGCCUAUCGAAGAUGGAAGACUCCGGGAUUAUGGCGACCGCUUGCGGCACACCGGGAUACGUCGCACCCGAGGUUCUCGCGCAGAAACCGUACGGCAAAGCGGUGGACGUGUGGAGUAUAGGGGUCAUCUCGUACAUCCUCUUGUGCGGAUAUCCUCCGUUUUACGACGAGAAUGACGCCAAUCUGUUCGCACAAAUUCUGAGAGGUGAAUUUGAAUUUGAUUCACCGUACUGGGAUGAUAUCAGUGCUUCUGCAAAGGAUUUCAUUGAAAAGCUAAUGUGCGUCAAUGUUGAGCAACGUUAUACGUGCAAGCAGGCCCUUGCGCAUCCCUGGAUUUCUGGCAACGCAGCUAGCAAUAAGAACAUUCAUGGUACUGUAUCCGAACAACUUAAAAAGAACUUCGCCAAGUCGAGAUGGAAGCAAGCGUACCAUGCGGCCACGGUCAUACGUCAGAUGCAACGGCUGGCGCUAAACAGCGGCCAGCAGCAGCAGCAGCAACAGGAGGGUACGGGCUCGAUCGGCCCCUCCAGCGGCAACCCUAUGCAAUAUCGAGAGCAAUCGCAGGUCAGCUACAACCAGCACACGGGGUCGCUGGGGCCGUCGCCGCCGCCCUCGAGCAAUCUCAGCAAUUGAGGCGGACGCGCGGGCCGUUGCUCACCGUGUCGAGCCUGAUGUUUACGAAUCUCACUUCUCACUUCCAUUCCAAUCACUCCCGC
Molecule: messenger RNA, 1596 nt
Organism: Wasmannia auropunctata (little fire ant)
Lineage: Eukaryota; Metazoa; Arthropoda; Insecta; Hymenoptera; Formicidae
Gene: CaMKI
Product: calcium/calmodulin-dependent protein kinase type 1
Exons: 10
Coding region: 290-1513 (407 amino acids)
Biological process (GO): protein phosphorylation
Molecular function (GO): ATP binding; calmodulin binding; calcium/calmodulin-dependent protein kinase activity
Source: RefSeq, a predicted model, not a curated record